AUGAAAAGUUGCUUAUUAACUCGAACUUUGUUCCAGGUUCUGACCUUCUGCUACCUCUCAGCCUUCAAUUGGUGGCUGUUGGUAUGCCCGGCCAUGUUGUCCCACGACUGGCAAAUGGGAUCAAUACCCCUGAUAACCUCGAUAAGUGAUAGUAGGAACUUAGUUACCUGUUUCUUCUUCGGCUUUGCAUUCCUCUUGGCCGCAAGAGCGCUUGCUGACUUUGAGAGCCAGAGGCAGCCGCAGGUUGUGUUAGGACUGUUGUUUCUAGUGAUACCCUUCCUCCCUGCCACAAAUUUGAUGGUGACUGUGGGAUUUGUUAUAGCUGAACGUGUUUUGUAUAUACCUAGAGUUGUGGAUGAAUUCGUUAUCAAUUUGAAUCGAACUGACAGUGAUAGUGAUUCUUUCGAAACUGAAGAUGAAGAUUCAGAAGGAGAAGAGGACGAUAGCAGAAUUUUUGGUGUAGAAUCGGCAGGAGACUCUAUAGUUCAUGAAGCCAAUUCUGAUAAGACGUACAUCAAUCUUUGA
Acanthoscelides obtectus is the source of this 525-nucleotide messenger RNA. NCBI's taxonomy places the organism in Eukaryota, Metazoa, Arthropoda, Insecta, Coleoptera, Chrysomelidae. The record is from the annotation of a GenBank genome assembly.